AUGGCCUCACAGAAGGACCCAGACAAAAGCUGGGAGGAGAAGCAGCUCCCAGAGAUCAAGUUGGAGCAGCCAAAGUUCAGCCCGAAGGGAGUGAAGGAGAAGGAAGAGGACAAGAUGGAAGAUGGUGAUGCUGAGGAGAAUGAUGACUGUAAUGAUGAGUAUGAAGAGGAGGAUAACCAUGAGAAUGUAGGUGACCAGGAUGAGGAGGAAAAGGAAUUUGCUGAGGAUGAAGCCAGAGCAGGUCCCUCAGUGCCACCCAAGCAGCUGAAUCAGUGCCCUGAGUGUGGGCAGAGCUUCCCACCUGGCUCAGAGCAGGUAAAGCACCACUGCCCCCACACUGGCACCUGGCCCUUUGUCUGUGGUGACUGUGGCAAGAGGUUCAGCAAGAGCUCUGAGCAUAUCCGGCACUGCCGCACCCACACCGGUGAGAGACCAUACAGCUGUGCUGAGUGUGGCAAGACCUUCACUCACAAGUCUUCCCUCACCAAGCAUCACAGUGUGCACAGCACUGAGAAGUCCUUCACCUGCAGGGACUGUGGCAAGAAAUUCAAACACAGCUCCAGCCUCACCAUCCACUGCCGCAUCCACACCAGAGAGAAGCUGUUCCCCUGUGCUGAGUGCAGCAAGAGCUUCACCACCAGCACUUUAUUGAUCCAACAUCAACUCAUCCACAGCGGUGAGCAACCAUACAGCUGUGCCAACUGCGGCAAGAGCUUUAACAGCAGGUCUGCCCUCAGCAGGCACCGUCAUGUGCACACUGGUGAGAAGUCUUUCACCUGUGCUGACUGUGGCAAGAGCUUCGCCUACAGCUGCACCCUCACCAUCCAUCGGCGAACUCACACGGGUGAGAGGCCUUACAGCUGUGCUGACUGUGGCAAGAGCUUCUCUCAGAGAUCUGUCCUCUGGCAGCACCGCAGUGUGCACAGCACUGAGAAGUCCUUCACCUGCAGGGACUGUGGGAAGAGCUUCAAAACCAUCUCCACUCUCACCAUCCACCGCCGCAUCCACACGGGACAGGUGUUCCCCUGUGCUGAGUGUGGCAAGAGCUUCACCACAAGCACCAGACUCAUCCAACACCAGCUCAUCCACAGUGGUGACAAACCAUACAGCUGUGCCAACUGCGGCAAGAGAUUUAGAUCCAUCUCCAACCUCACCCAGCACCGUCCUGUGCACAUUGUUGAGAGGUCUUUCACCUGUGCUGAUUGCAGCCAGAGCUUCACCUGCAUCUCUGCCCUUACCCAUCACCGCCGCACCCACAGUGGUGAAAGGCCUUACAGCUGUGGCGACUGUGGCAAGAAGUUCACUCGCAAGUCCAACCUCACCGAGCACCGCAGUGUGCACAGCAGUGAGAAGCCCUUCACCUGCAGGGACUGUGGCAAGAGGUUCAAAAACAGCUCUAACCUCACCAUCCACAGACGCAUCCACACUGGAGAGAAGCUGUUCCCCUGUGCUGAGUGCGGCAAAAACUUCACCAACAGCUCCAAACUCAUCCAGCACCAACUCACCCACAGCAGUGAGAAACCGUACAGCUGUGCCGACUGCGGCAAGAGAUUUAGAUCCAUCUCCAACCUCACCCAGCAUCGUCCUGUGCACACAGGAGAGAAGCCUUUCACCUGUGCUGACUGUGGCAGGAGCUUCACUCAGAAGGGACACCUCACUCAGCACCGUCUUGUGCACACAGGAGAGAAGCCUUUCACCUGUGGCGACUGCGGGAAGGGAUUCGCCCAGAAGGGACACCUCAAUCGGCACCGUCGUGUGCACACCAGAGAGAAGUCUUUCACCUGUGCUGACUGCGGGAAGGGUUUCACCCAGAAGGGUCACCUCACCAAUCACUGCUGCAGCCACACCAGUGAGCAGGCCGCAGUGCAGAGAAAGUGCAAAUAGAUCCACCCAGGGUCGAUUGGGGUAAUCCUAACCUGCCUGAGAGCCUUUCCAGCAGACAGAACCAAAAUCUCU
Molecule: messenger RNA, 1956 nt
Organism: Dryobates pubescens (Downy woodpecker)
Lineage: Eukaryota; Metazoa; Chordata; Aves; Piciformes; Picidae
Product: gastrula zinc finger protein XlCGF57.1
Exons: 1
Coding region: 1-1884 (627 amino acids)
Biological process (GO): regulation of transcription by RNA polymerase II
Cellular component (GO): nucleus
Molecular function (GO): DNA-binding transcription activator activity, RNA polymerase II-specific; RNA polymerase II cis-regulatory region sequence-specific DNA binding
Source: RefSeq, a predicted model, not a curated record